GGAGCAGACGGCGGGAGAGCAGGGAGCGAGGAGGAGCCUUUCCUCCACCAUGAGCAAAAGCCAGCCAGGGGCCUGCCUGUGUCAGGGCGCAACAGGCCGCCCUGCCAUUCUGUAUGCACUGCUGAGUCCCGGCCUCGGGACCAGGCCCCCCAGCCCCCUAGCCCGGAGCCGCUGUCUGUGCCAGCAGCACCGGCCUGUGCGGCUGAGCACGCCGCACCGCACCUGCCAGGAGGCUCUGGAUGUGCUGGGUAAGACAGUGGUCUUCCUCAGGAACCUGCCGUCCUUCUGCCAGCUGCCCCCUCAGGACCGGCGGCGGUUGCUGUGGGGCUGCUGGGGCCCCCUCUUCCUGCUGGGGUUGGCCCAAGACACCGUGACCUUCGAGGUGGCUGAGGCCCCGGUCCCCAGCAUCCUCAAGAAGAUCCUGCUGGAGGAGCCCUGCAGCCAGCUGCCCGAGCCGCCCCGGCCCUCGCUGGCUGCUGUGCGCUGGCUUCAGAGCUGCUUGGAGGCCUUCUGGAGCCUGGAGCUGAGCCCCAAGGAGUAUGCCUACCUGAAAGGGACUAUCCUCUUCAACCCUGACCUGCCAGGUCUCCACACCUCCUCCCACAUCGGGCUCCUGCAGCAAGAGGCUCACCAGGCACUGUGUGAGGUCCUGGAGACCCAGCACGCAGCAGGCCAAAGCCGCUUGGCCCGUGUGCUCCUCACUGCCUCCACCCUCAAGUCCAUCUCCCCCAGCCUGCUCGGGGACCUCUUCUUCCGCCCUAUCAUUGGAGACAUUGACAUUGUCGGCCUCCUUGAGGACAUGCUUCUGCUCAGCCGACCUGCUGCCACCCAAGCAGAGACCAGGUGUUGGCUGAAUGACGGCUGGCAGUGCUGAGUCUGCCCACUAUCCCUGGUGGGGCAAGCUGCCUGUGAGUUCUCCACUUGGCCAAAUGGGUGCCCUCACCUGACCAACAGGUCAGAUGGGCUACGGCCUCCACUCAGAUUCCCCCACCUUGGCCUCCUCAGUGUGGACAGUGCUCCAGCUGUGUGGUGGACCUCGGUGCUCACCAGCAUUCCCAGGGCCCAGCCUCCUCCCCCACACUGGGAGGGAAAGUCUGGACAGUUGUUCACUGGGUCCUGGUACCUGUUGACUUUGUACAGAACUGACUUAAGUUAUUAUAUUUUGUUUGGUUUGGUGGUCACACCUGGUGAUGCACAAGGGCUACUUUCAGUACUGGGUUUGGGGGUCACUUCCAGCAGUGUUUGGGGGAUCAUGUGGUGCUUGGACUGAUCCAAGCUUCGUGCAUGCAAAGCAUGUGCUCCAGCCCUUUGAGCCAUCUUCCCAGCUCGUGAUUGGUUUUUGUAAUAAAAGAUGUGACUCUUGGGGUCUGACCCUGUAGGCAGUA
This is a messenger RNA of Sorex fumeus (smoky shrew), 1385 nucleotides long. It is a transcript of the gene NR0B2, whose product is annotated as nuclear receptor subfamily 0 group B member 2. Gene Ontology annotation, molecular function: transcription corepressor activity; transcription factor binding. The coding region runs from base 50 to 874 and encodes 274 amino acids. Gene Ontology annotation, biological process: circadian rhythm; negative regulation of transcription by RNA polymerase II. NCBI's taxonomy places the organism in Eukaryota, Metazoa, Chordata, Mammalia, Eulipotyphla, Soricidae. The transcript is spliced from 2 exons. Gene Ontology annotation, cellular component: nucleus; cytoplasm. The record is from RefSeq and is a predicted model, not a curated record.